GGCGAACGCGACGACGGGACAAAGGACGCUUUCGUACGCAAGCAGAAGGACGCCAUGUUCAUUUGUCAACGGACGUCAAGGUGUUCCCGUGCGGGAUGAGCGAGCCAACUGUUCACGGACAAGAGUCGGAUGGUCGAUCUGCGGGAGCGGAGGAUACCUCGCGCGUCUCGUCCGAUCCUCCUCCCGUCAUGAAGAACACCGUCUCCGAGUCGCGUAAACGCAAACGCGAGGAAUACGAGAUGCAGCUGUUCGGCUUCCAUUCCCGAGCCGUGUACGCGACUUUCAAGAGUAUCGUAAUGAAAAAUAUACAGUCUAAAACCAGAAGAUUAUGCGAAGCUUUGGAAGAUCAUAAAUCAUAUUCUGAAAACUUAGCCACCCUAAAAAUGAACAAGGAGCAACUUAUAAAAGCGUAUUAUACAGCUUCCUUACCUCAUUUGAUGAACAUAAAGAAUAUCGUGAACAAAUUCAUUGCUGUACCCAACAAUGUUUUGGCGGAUGAGGAUAAACUUCAAAGUAUACAGUAUACAAAAGCAGAAUUUGUAAAUAUGCGUAAGAAACUGGAGGAAUUCCAACAAAGAGCAAAACGAGCAACUGUAUUGAAUGCAGCAUUGAAGGAGGAAUUACAGCUCACAGAACAAUGUUUGAUACAUGUGGAUAAUAACGACAGGCUGACUCAAAUCAUUGAAAAUGGCGUUGCCGAAAUCAAAAUGGCGCACCCGAAUAUCAGGAACAAAAUGGACAAAUUGAUCAAGGAUUAUAAACAAAUUAGCUCGUGCUUCAACGAUGGAGCUUUUAUAUCGCAAAAAUCGCUCUACAAUACGGUUGAUGAUUUGAAAUGUAUAGAUUAUGACAUGGAUACCUUAUGAUUAUAAAGAAGGAAGAAUUAUUUUUAUGACUUAUCUUUGGAUCCUAUAUUGCUGACGUUACUGUCUUUUUUCCUGGAUAUAUAUAAAUAUAUAAAUAAAUGCAUUCUGUGAAUGUUAUAUCGUGUAUAUAUUGUAUACAAUUUAUAAUCUGUUAAAUUAGUAAUAUACAUAUAUUUAUAUAUCUUUAAUAUAAAAAAAUGUUAUGAUUUAUUUUUCCUGAUAUCUUCAAAUGCAUUAUAAUAUAAUAUUCGACGCGAUAAUUCUCCUUCUAUGUCCCUUUAUCAAUAUAUAUAUAAUAAAUUUUAGUAAGUUAUUUUAACCGAUGUAAAUUGUGAGUAUAUUCAAAAAAGCUUACAUUUCUUUAAACGCAUUAUUAUGACAAAAUACCAUCGUGUUCUAUGAUUGAUGUAAUGUAUUUAAUCAGGCAAGAAUAUACAUAUUAUUCUCAGUA
Messenger RNA from Formica exsecta, 1317 nucleotides. Its product is annotated as protein MIS12 homolog. The coding region runs from base 96 to 866 and encodes 256 amino acids. The transcript has 4 exons. The record is from RefSeq and is a predicted model, not a curated record. NCBI's taxonomy places the organism in Eukaryota, Metazoa, Arthropoda, Insecta, Hymenoptera, Formicidae.